GCGGAGGCGGAGGCGGAGCUGGCCAUUCCUCCUCCUCCAUUCCAUCCACCACCACCCUCGGCAUGGCGACCACCACCCUCCUCUACUCCUCCUUCUCCAUGCCCGCCGCCGCCGUUCGGAGGAGCACCACCGCCUCCUCCCUCGGCUUCGCCACCUCCCAGCUCGCCGGCCUCUCCCUCUCCGCUGCCGCUGCUACUUCAACAGCGGCCGUGGCCCCCCUCCCCAAGCACCACCACCAGCUCCAGCCCAUCGUCGCGCGUAGGAUUUGCCCCUUCACUGGCAAGAAGACUAACCGGGCCAACAAGGUGUCCUUCUCCAACCACAAGACCAAGACGCAGCAGUUCGUGAAUCUGCAGUACAAGAAGCUGUGGUGGGAGGCCGGCAAGCGCUUCGUCAAGCUCCGCCUCUCCACCAAGGCCCUCAAGACCAUCGAGAAGCACGGCCUCGAUGCCGUCGCACGCAAGGCCGGCAUCGACCUCAACAAGAAAUAGCUGCUGCUGCUCUUCAUUCAUGCAUUUCCUUAAUUCCCUCUUGCGUUCCAGUGAAUGUAGGCCAGGCAAGACAAGGCUGCAUAUAUUGCUAUCCGUUUCAUUAUAAUUAAUUAAUGUGAUGAUGGGUCAUCCAAGUUACAAGUAAUUUAGACGAAUUUCUCUGA
This is a messenger RNA of Phragmites australis (common reed), 655 nucleotides long. Its product is annotated as large ribosomal subunit protein bL28c-like. Gene Ontology annotation, molecular function: structural constituent of ribosome. The record is from RefSeq and is a predicted model, not a curated record. Bases 63 to 491 code for a protein of 142 amino acids. Gene Ontology annotation, cellular component: ribosome. NCBI's taxonomy places the organism in Eukaryota, Viridiplantae, Streptophyta, Magnoliopsida, Poales, Poaceae. The transcript is spliced from 2 exons. Gene Ontology annotation, biological process: translation.